AUGGGAACAAUCAACGCGCUUUGGUUGGGUAUUGCCGAUUUUGUUGAUCAUACAUGCAACUCUAUUUCAGAACUUGUGACAACCAUAAGAUUCACCGGUUUUAAAGAUUUUUUAUUCAUAGAUGUGGAUCUGCUUUAUGCACUUCAGGUGUUGCCAGAUUCAAGAAAAUCACUCCACAGUAAGACCAUCACCAAACUGCAAAAGAAUUCACUUUUCGAAUUACUUAAUAAUACCGUUACCAAAGAAGGGGCAAAGUUAUUAAAGGACUGGAUUCGAAAACCAUUAGUUGAUCGUGAUAAAAUCAAAGAAAGACAACAAAUAAUCCAGCUUCUUGCAAGUCCGGAAAACUCUGAUGUUAGAUAUAACAUAAGAAAAUGUUUGACUGGAACAAAAAAUAUCACAUUAACAAUUAAAGGAUUACAAACUGGUAAACAAGUAUGGAAUAAUUGGAAAAACAUCAUUCUGUUCUUACAAAAUACUACAGGCAUACUGAAACAUGUUAAAAAUUGCUAUGCAGAAACUAAGGGAAUCUCACCUCCUGAUGCUCUAUCUAUUUUUAUGAGUCCUAUAAUCAUUCAAUUGAGUCAGUUACAGGAAUUCAUUGUUCAAUAUGUUGAACCAAUAACUUCGGAGGAGGAUGGAAGGGUACGAAUCCUCAAUGGGAUCGAUCAAGAUCUCGAUGAUAUGAAAAUUCAAUAUAAUGAUCUCGAUAGAAUAUUACAAGAAACUACCCGAUCAAUUGCUAGUAAAUUCCCCGACACGGAUCAAACAUUCAACACAGUUUAUAUCCCUCAGUUAGGAUUCUUAGUAUCUCGGGAAGAGGAUAUUCAAUCUGUAGCUUUAUUUGUGUCAGAUGAAUGGCAAGAAGUAUUUAGAACAUCGACCAAUGUGUAUUACAAAUCUGAAGAAGUGCUUUUUCUUGAUCAAGAAUACGGUGAUAUUUACACUUUAAUUAAUGAUCGUGAAAUUGAAAUCAUUCAAGAAAUUUUGGAAAAAGUAUUAGAAUAUGAAGAUCUGAUCCUUGAAAUCGCUCGUGCUGCUGUUGAACUCGAUUGUUACUGUUCAUUAGCAGAAGUGGCACAAUUGAAUAAUUACAUAUUUCCUCGUAUAACUAAUGAUUUACAAUUAGAAAUUAUCCAAGGCAGACAUCCAUUAGUUGAAACACAUCUGAAUCUAUUUGUCCCCAAUGACACAGUAUUUGAACAGGUUGAAAAAAUUAUGGUUGUCACUGGAGCAAAUUUAUCCGGAAAAUCUGUUUAUUUAAAUCAAACAGGGUUAAUAGUAAUCAUGGCUCAAAUUGGUUCUGCGAUCCCCGCUGAUUCGGCAACCAUUGGAAUUGUUGACAAAAUUUUAACCCGAAUACUGACUAGAGAAUCACUUGAUAAAAAUCAAAGCACUUUUGCUAUUGAUAUUUUCCAAUUAUCUAAAUGUAUUUCAUUAUGUUCUGGUAGAUCACUUGUCAUUGUGGAUGAGUUUGGCAAAGGAAGUGAUCACACGGAUUCUACUGCUUUGUUUGGAGCAUGUUUAAAAUAUUUUGAAUCUCUUGGCUUGCAAAACUGCCCCAGGUGUUUGUUUUCAACUCACUUCUUAGACUUGUUUAAAGACAUACAACUCCUGGAAAAGUUUCAAUCACUGAUGUUCAAAUUGGUAUCUACCGAAAUACUUCUUGAGAAAAAUAACGACGAGAGUGUGACCUAUUUGUAUAAAGUCAAGCAAGGAAUUGCCGCUAAAAGUUUUGGGAUAUAUUGUGCCAAGAUAUGUGGUAUACCACAAGAGGUCAUUUCCAGAGCAGAAUACAUAGCUGAUAAACUUGAAAAUGGUGAUGAUAUUGUUAAUGAAUUGACUAAAUUAUCACCACAAGAAGAGGCCGAAUUCAUGGUUGCAAGAUCUAGAGUUACAAAAUUUCUUGGAAUUGAAUUUGAAAACGAAGAUAUAUCUAUAAAUGAUUCUAUGCACUACAUGUCAAAAUUUGAACAAAUAUUUCAUCCAAACAAGAACUAA
Messenger RNA from Candida tropicalis MYA-3404, 2001 nucleotides. Its product is annotated as MutS family protein. Gene Ontology annotation, molecular function: mismatched DNA binding; ATP binding; ATP-dependent DNA damage sensor activity. NCBI's taxonomy places the organism in Eukaryota, Fungi, Ascomycota, Pichiomycetes, Serinales, Debaryomycetaceae. Bases 1 to 2001 code for a protein of 666 amino acids. The transcript has a single exon. Gene Ontology annotation, biological process: mismatch repair; chiasma assembly. Gene Ontology annotation, cellular component: nucleus. The record is from RefSeq and is a predicted model, not a curated record.